AUGAAUAACGUGAAUUGUGACAUCACCAGAGGCCGCCUUUUCUAUUUUGUUUUUGCCGAGAACACACUUCAGGGGGUGGAGUGUGUACACCUGGAAAACAGCGGGCACGUUUGGCGAGACGUCGCCAUGGCAGCAACAUGACCUUUUGUUAGACGGUAGAAUAGAAGACGAUCUCCCACAUCUUGGGACGUACCAAAUACUGGACGAGGAUACAGUCGCGAAGGUGGUAUGUCUUAACACAAAACUCGCGGAGGUACUCUGGAAUUUCAGAUAUCAUCACAGUGUCAGUGAAUCGUCCGACGGCACCAUGAGCACGGCGGCGCCAGUGACGAAUGUGACCAGUGCAGCAGUAGUACCGUGGAUCCAGACGGUACCAGCAGUGUUCACCAUACUGGGCUGUAUCUUCCUGUUCGCCACCAUACUCAUUUGUCUCAACCUGACGUUCUGCAAGGCAUGGUGGGAACGGACGUGCAGCUGCUGUGGAAGAACAGGAUUUGAGAAAGUUGUCGACGAAGAUGAGGUUAAGGGAACACUGUGGAUCCCUGGCGGUGACGUCACCAGGGUACAGAACAAAAGGUCGACAGAUAUCUACAGGGCCCCGUUAGUUGACGAGGCGUGGCAAGAUGGCGGCCAGUCGUCCCGUCUGGAUGGACAUGACGGCCACACGGAGGAGGACCUUCGUGGUCUGGUGAUGGCAGCCGGUGUGAAGGGCUCCAGGUUCAGUUUACGGUCAGGGCUGAGACAUGAUAACGUGAGUCGUCCUGCCAGCCGAACUGAGGUCAGAGCGAACAGUACCGAGCUGAUUGACCUGGAAGAGGAAGAUACCAUUGGAUCUAUCCGUCCGGACACAACCGGCUCUUUGAGACCGGACACAGCUGGUUCUUUGAGACCGGACACAGCUGGUUCUCUGAGACCGGGUACGGCUGAUUCGAUAAAGUCAUUCACAGCUGGUUCUAUAAGACCAGAUACAGCUGGCUCUCUGAGACCAGACACAGCCGGCUCGCUCCGGUCUGACACCGGGCGGUCCAGCGCCAGGCUGCGGCGGCCCGCCAGCGCGGGGUCCGAGGGCAGGCCGGAGACGGCCGAGGAGCGCUGGGGCAGGAAGCCGGACGGUCUCGUCGAGGAGGAGGAAAGGCAGAAACUUCUUGCCACCUUGCCAUUGCGCCAGCGAGAAGAACUGCAGCACGUGACGUCACUGGUGGAGGUACGGGCUCGGGUAGAGCGGUGGAAGAACAAGAACAGAAUGAAACGUCGACAACAUAAGGUGGAGCCGGGUGUGACGUCCGUGGACACUGUGUCUACGUCAUCGGACACCCUCAGCUCGGGAUCAGCCAGCCUUUAUCUUCACUCUGUCCACAACCAGUGGACGCAAAACUCCUUCAGUCUCUGGAGCACUGCGUGGAACUCUCCUAUACAGGCGCCCGGACAGGAUAACUCCAGACACGUCAGACCGGCCACAGUACACUGCCCUGUACAAUCCGCGCCGACAGAUGACCAUUUACAUAAUGUGCGGGACCAGUGGGUGGGAUCCCGACAUCUUCUGUCCAGUACCACGCUGGACACCACGGACUCACCGACACUGACACCGGGCUCUGCGUCAACAUCAGUUCGGAGUGCACGGUCAAUUGAAAUCGAGCCGAGACAGAACGGGUACCAGCCGGCUUCCUUCGGAGCAAAGAGUCCUCCAAAAACCUCAACAUCUAACCGUCUAGAAAUCAUAAGCGAAGACGACAGCUUGGCGAGUAGAGUCGGUAGGACGACAGACACUACAUACGGACGCCGUUCUAAGCCCGUGUCCGCGCUGUCGAUGGCAUCGUGGGCAGAGUACCGCGAGUGGGCGGCGUCGGUGUCGUCCCGGCGCCCGGGAGCAGGCACCUCGAGGCAGAGCCGGUUAACAGACGACACGGCGCUGCCCAGAAGCGGAGGGAGCCGCGGUUCCACCACGCCUACGGUCUACCGUUACUCCUUCCGUGGGAGCGACUUACUGACGCGGCACACCAGCACGGGAAGGACUGUCAUUCCGUUCCCAGAGCAGUCUUUGACUGACCUUCCUGAUCUCCUUCCCGGGACCGCCGACAUCUCAAAAACGGCGGGAAAAGACAAAUUCGGGUGGGUUAAUGAUAUACCUAUUCCUAAAGACCCCGUUUCGCCACCUGUUAGGAGAGGGCGGGAUGCUCUGGGUUCUGAGACUUCGUCGCAGGACAGCGAGGGCACAACACAGUCUAGGACGAAGGAUGCGCCAUCUGUCGGAUCCACACAGAAUUACACGCCGUCGUUUGACUUUCGUCAAUAAGAACAGAUUUGAAAGAUUCUAGUAAGAUUCUGCAUUCUGAUACUAGCGAUUGUGCAUUCGGAACUGUACAUUAUAUUUAACAGAGUGCCAUUCGGCGAAACUCACUAGCUAGGUAGCGGUGGUGUCUGGUUAUACCGCGUUCAAGAACUACUGUCAAAGCUAUAUAAUGCAACACAUUGUAACAUAAUGUGUCUAUUUUUGUGGAUAUUGACUAUGUUGACUUCUAUAAAGGAAAAGGUUGCAACUUUCACUUAGUUGUCCUAGAAAAGUGGUAGUUGCUAACCUGCCAUUACACAAAAUACAAUAAAGCU
Molecule: messenger RNA, 2604 nt
Organism: Branchiostoma floridae (Florida lancelet)
Lineage: Eukaryota; Metazoa; Chordata; Leptocardii; Amphioxiformes; Branchiostomatidae
Exons: 11
Coding region: 308-2293 (661 amino acids)
Source: RefSeq, a predicted model, not a curated record